Messenger RNA from Auxenochlorella protothecoides, 531 nucleotides. RefSeq lists its product as hypothetical. The transcript has a single exon. The record is from RefSeq and is a predicted model, not a curated record. Bases 1 to 531 code for a protein of 176 amino acids. Lineage: Eukaryota; Viridiplantae; Chlorophyta; Trebouxiophyceae; Chlorellales; Chlorellaceae.
AUGCCCCAACACGGCUCCCCACACACCUCCCACACCCCAAGGAUGCAACCCAUCCACACACGAGCACAAACACGUGGGUAUGCCCAACACCACCCACCUGCCCAUGGUGUGGGUGUGGACGCGCGCGGCGAUGCCGCGCAUGGGCUCGAACCCGGAAUAGCAGCAGGAGUUGGGCACCAGGUGACUGUGCUGACGCGGCGGGAUGGUAAAGCGCGCGGCGUAGGCCAGCAUGCCCGCGCUGCGCGGGGUCGCCUGCCGGCUGAACUGCAUGCGCAGGCCCGAGGCGUCAUGUGCGGGGCGGGGCAGGCGGUAGUGCACCUGCAGGACGAAGGAGCGGAUGGCAGAGCCGGGGCCCACCGCGAAGCCGGUGCCCUCGGGCAGGGUCACCGCCGGCGCAUUCUUGCCCCAGCCGUACAGCACGUUCUCGUUGUCGGCCACGGCGCACACCUUCUUCAUCUUGCAGUCCCAGACCGGGAGGUCGGUCCUGGCCGGGGUUCUACAGCCUGGGGAGGGAUGGGGAUGGCCAGGUGA